AUGGCCAGCGACCCAGCCCAAGUGAUUCCUAUUGAUUUGCCCAGACUGAUCGGGCCUCAGUUCGUCAGCGCUCUUUUAAACUCCAUUCUUUUUGGUAUCUUGUCUCUCCAAGUCUCUACUUCGGGCCUUGCAGGUAUAUUUUAUCUCGCGUUUCCCGAUGAUCCUACCUACACAAAAGCCAUCGUCUAUGGGAUAUAUAUUCUGGAAGCAGUCCAAACUGCUCUUACAUUUGAGUCCGGCUAUCGGAUGUAUGUCUCCAGCUUCGGGGACUUUUACUCGCUGGACCAGGUUGGGAACGUCUGGUUGACGGUCCCUAUCCUAACGGCUGUAGGAACCGUCGUCGUUCAAGCAUUCUAUGCAUAUCGAGUCUAUCUCCUUUCUAAAUCCAAGGCCGUUUGGACAAUUAUCAUGCUUCUAGCAUGCACUCAAUUUGCCGCAGGAAUUGUGACCGGAAUCCUGGUGAAAAAUUCGCCAUUCCUGAGCCCUAUUCAUUUCCCUCGGAGGAUCCAUCUCUCUCUGGGUAUCUGGCAUGGAGGAAGUGCCUUGUGCGACAUCGUUAUAGCGGGUGCCAUGGUAUAUUAUCUCUCAGAAUUUAAGCCGCCCGUCGAUCGAACUCGUAUGAUGGUCCAAAAAAUCAUCCGCCUGACUUUGGAAACCGGAACACUCACAGCUCUCGUCGCGGUUGUUGCGUUGAUCUUCAGUCUUCUCCCUAACAAUUCCGCAAAUUAUCAGGCAGUGACUCUGAUCUUCGGGAAAAUUUAUGCAAAUUCACUGAUGGUCUUAAUAAAUCGGAGAGUAUACCUGAGUAGUAAGGACGAAAAGAAGCGGGCAAUUUCGUUGGAGAACGUGGGGACCUCAGUCAGCUUUCGAAACACGGGCGUCAACCAGCUUGCAGUCGGGGGUAAUGGUGCUUCUACCAUCGCCUUAUAG
Cyclocybe aegerita is the source of this 930-nucleotide messenger RNA. The record is from the annotation of a GenBank genome assembly. Lineage: Eukaryota; Fungi; Basidiomycota; Agaricomycetes; Agaricales; Hemipholiotaceae.